Dromaius novaehollandiae (emu) is the source of this 1517-nucleotide messenger RNA. RefSeq names its product translocase of inner mitochondrial membrane 21 (gene TIMM21). The transcript has 6 exons. NCBI's taxonomy places the organism in Eukaryota, Metazoa, Chordata, Aves, Casuariiformes, Dromaiidae. Bases 387 to 1124 code for a protein of 245 amino acids. Gene Ontology annotation, biological process: protein import into mitochondrial matrix. Gene Ontology annotation, cellular component: TIM23 mitochondrial import inner membrane translocase complex. The record is from RefSeq and is a predicted model, not a curated record.
GGCCGUCGGCGCUUUGCAUGGCGGUCGCUGUAGUUACUUUCCAGUGCGUCGUUUUGAGUAGCGGGCGCAAGCGGGAGUCUCUGUAAACUACGGUUCCCAGGGGCGACUGCUACUUUUCGUUUUCCGAAAGAUUUCCGCAAGAGCAAUGGCGAGUCGCAGCUGUCGGCGGAGAGGGUGCCGUGAACUUCUGAAGUGAAGCACAAAGUGCAGGCCAAAAUUCAGAGCAGGAGGCCGCCCCGAUUCUUCUUUAAGGGCGCUGUCCUGCGGCUCCCCCUGCUUUAGAGGCGAGGACCCCGGGAAGACUGGUGGCACGCAGGAGAAACUUUUAGUUUAGCAUAAAUCACGCUUCGGCAGUAGCACUCUGAAGCCGUCUCUUUUGCCUCAGCAUGUUUUGUGCCUCGCUUGUGCGAGCUCGGCAGUGCAGCGAGAAGCUGCAGAUCUCGCCAGGGAGGUGGCUGCUUGCGCCCUCGGGAAGGGCGCUGUCGGGGACCUGGCCGUGCCCGAGGUGGGGGCACCAGCCCCCCCGCAGGGAGCCCACCUCGCGCCCUGCUGUGCUUUUGCAGGGUGCGAAACAAAGUCUCUGGACGCAAGCGGGGGGUCUGAGAGCUGGAAAAUCUGGCGAUAGUAGCAAACACGUAUCUGUGCCAAGGGAUCAAAAAGAAGAAACUCUACUGUCGGCUGCUCAGAAAGUGAAAGAAGCUGGAAGAGACUUCACCUAUUUUAUAGUGGUGCUUGUUGGAAUUAGUGUUACAGGUGGUUUGUUUUAUGUGAUUUUUAAAGAGCUGUUCUCUUCUUCCAGUCCAAGUAAGAUUUAUGGAGAUGCCUUGGAGAAAUGCAGAUCUCACCCUGAGGUAAUUGCCGUUUUUGGUGAACCCAUUAAAGGUUAUGGCGAGGCAACACGACGAGGAAGACGACAGCUUGUCAGUCACAUUGAAUACAUAAAGGAUGGACUGAAACAUAUGCGUUUGAAGUUCUAUAUUGAGGGCUCAGAACCAGGAAAGCGGGGAACAGUCCAUGUGGAGGUCAAAGAGAAUCCUGACAGAGGAAGAUUUGAGGUGCGCUACAUAUUUGUGGAUGUUGACACCUUUCCUAGAAGAACCAUUAUCAUUGAAGACAACAGAUAGCCAAAGAUCAAAGUUGACCAAGUUGCUGUUUCAUCUCCCUGAGUACCGGAUGCGUAGCCUGUAUACACAUGAACUGUGUAGUGUUCUCAAGGAUAUCUUGAAGCAUUGGGGUUGUGCUGCAGGAUGUACUCUCUAAGGGCCUCCAUUAAGGUCUUUCCUAAUAACAGAUACAGGGCUUGAGGUCAAGGAAAUGAAAAAUAGAGCCAUCACUUAUGGCAACUACUUUUGACAUAGGAAAAUAAUGGCACAUAAGGAACUGUUUAAUGCUGGCUAAUAUAUCUGCACACCCAAAAGCUAAGUCUUCCGAGGUUUGAGAUCUGGGGAGGUUUUUGUCUUCCUUUGUUUGGAUUUUCCGCUAGCCUUGCAAUAAAUAAAUUGAUACUGAAAAGUGUA